Molecule: messenger RNA, 1257 nt
Organism: Brugia malayi
Lineage: Eukaryota; Metazoa; Nematoda; Chromadorea; Rhabditida; Onchocercidae
Gene: Bma-mrpl-38
Exons: 8
Coding region: 1-1257 (418 amino acids)
Cellular component (GO): mitochondrial large ribosomal subunit
Source: RefSeq, a predicted model, not a curated record
AUGAAGCGAGCAUUCCGUUCUGUUUAUGCAGACAUUUAUGUGAAAGAUGCUCAUCGCAUUAGGGGUACACCGCGUGUUGCUCGACCAUGGAGACCUAAAGUUAUUGCGUGGGCUGGUCCGGCUGCAUUUUAUCGUAAUAGAUUUUAUGAACCGAAUGCUUGGUAUAAAGCACGAAUAACAAAGCCAGUACUUUAUCCGAAAAUGCAUGUCAUUGAUGUAGAUAAUCAUUUAUUAUCGCUGAAAGAACGUUUAGCAGUACCAGAAACAGAAAGAUACGAUAUUGGUUUCAAAAAGAGUGUGUUACCAAUAUCACUGCAACCAUCGGAGUCGAAAAAUGUUCCAAAGUUAUCCAGGAAAAUGCAUUUAACAAUAAAUUUAAAGAAGGUUGAGCAUUGGCAGUUGAGUAUUUUUCAUCACUAUCGCAUAUUUGAUGAUAUUUUUCACACAAACGUCUUUUUCCACAAUACGCAAAAUAUGCAGCUUAAAUGGGGUAGUACUGGUCUAUAUCAAGGAAAUUUGAUCGAUGCCGCUGAUACAAGUAAUAAACCAGAUAUAUGGAUUCAAUCAUUAAAUGGCGGAUUCAGUUCAUUCGUAUUAUUGAAUCUUGAUGGAAACCCAUAUAGUUGUGGUGGCGAAAUUGUCCACUGGUUGGUAGCUAAUAUUCCAGAUGGCAAAUCUGUAGGUGAUGGAACAGAAAUAGUUCCAUAUUUUCAAGUGGUGCCAUUCAGAGGAACUGGUUAUCACAGAAUUGCUUGUUUGUUAUUGCGACAUAAUGAAAUUAUUAAUUUAACUUCGAGAAAACCAAGCAGUCCAGCACUGAUAGAUCGAAUUUUCAAUGUUGGUCAGCUCUAUAAAGAAUUCGAGAAACAGUGGACCCCUUCCAGUCUUUCAUUUGCUCAAGCUUCAUGGGAUGCUUCUGUUAACGAAGCGCUUCACAGAAUUGGGAUGAAGUCGCCAAUUUAUGAAUACCAAUAUUAUCCUCCAGUGAAAAUGGAUCAGAAAGAAUUCCCGCUAAAGCCGCAGCCAUUUAAUUUAUAUUUGGAUCAGUUUCGAAAUCCAAAGGAGAUCCAUGCGGAUUUAUUGAAAAAGCGUUUGCAAAUGCGGAAGGCAGAUAAAAGUCCGGAACAACCUAAAUACCCUGACAUUGACUACGUUGAGCAUAAGAGAUAUAUGCCGUUUUGGCAGCAUGAUAAUUUGAUAAAGGAGAAUUCCGGAUUCAGUCGAUAUAGAGUUCUAUGGAGCAAUCCAAUCAGCUGA